GCGCGCGCCUUACACAUUCAUGUUGAAGGAAAUUAGGUGACUCUUUUGGGAAGCCGACUUUUUAAAAGCGCGGCCAGACCAUGCUAUGACGACUUCCCUGAUCCUACAUCCACAUUGGGCGGAUACCUUGAUGUACGUGUAUGAAACAAGCCCGAAUGAAAAGAAUCCCAGGAAAAGCGCAGCCAUGGAAGGACUGAGUGGGAACUGUGCAAGCAGCCACUGUCGGGAUUUUAUCUCUCACCCGGGGCUGGGGCGCCAUUCUGGUGCCAUUGGAUCUCACCAAGGACCGGUGUACACGGACAUUACCUCCCCAGAAGCAGCGAGACAAUGCGCCGCUCCCCCGACUUCUUCCAGCGCGUCCCUCGGCUAUGCGUACCCAUUUGGAAGCAGCUACUACGGCUGCCGGUUGUCCCAGUCCCACAACGUUAAUUUACACCAGAAACCCUGCUCUUACCACCCGGCCGAGAAAUACCCAGAGCCCAGCAACCCCUUGCCCAGCGAAGAAUUCUCCUCCAGGGCGAAGGAAUUUGCAUUUUAUCCCAGUUUUGCCAGUUCCUACCAGGCGGUCCCUGGCUACUUGGACAUGUCAGUAGUACCGGGGAUCAGUAGCCACCCGGAGCCCAGACAUGACUCGCUGCUGUCUAUGGAAGGCUACCAACACUGGGCUCUCCCUAACGGCUGGGACGGGCAAGUCUAUUGCUCAAAGGACCAAUCGCAAUCCGGUCACUUAUGGAAAGCACCUUUCCCAGAUGUGGUCCCCCUGCAGCCAGAGGUGAGCAACUACCGCAGGGGCAGGAAAAAGCGAGUCCCCUAUACAAAAAUCCAACUGAAAGAACUGGAGAAGGAGUACGCGGCGAGCAAGUUCAUUACCAAAGAGAAAAGACGCAGAAUCUCCACUGCAACAAGUCUGUCUGAGCGCCAGGUCACAAUAUGGUUCCAAAACAGAAGAGUCAAGGAGAAAAAAGUCGUAACUAAAUGUAAGAGCGCUCACAUUCACAAUACCUGACACCAGGAGGACACCUAGCUAGGCCUUUAUGUGAACAAUUAUUUAUGUCAUUCCCAUGUAUAGGACAUAUCCAGCAGAGACUCCUCCGAGGAAUAUUUAAUAUAUGGAAUGGAACAAGGUCCCCUUAUGUUUCUGCUCCUUCUAAUACAGCUGUGAAUAACAAGGAGACGGAUAUAACAUCUUAAAGGGGACACAACCUUGACGCAGUCACUUGGAGCGCCUCUGUUUCAUUUUCUGAAGUUUUCAUGAAUUGUCUGCUAUAAGCUGUAUAUAUAAAUAUACUGUGCGUUCCACGGUGCAUCUGUCCCACACCUGUUUCUCGCCUUUGCUUGGAUAUGAAAUACAUUCAGUUUAGACAUCUGCAUCUUCUUAUGAACACUGACCAGCGCUUUACGGUUGCACUUAACCUUUGUAGCACCAGAGAGUGGUCUCUGCUGCUUCCACUUCCCCUUUCCCAUGUAGCAUACCCAUCUGUUCUGCUCUAGAACACACCAUCAGCACCUCAGUCGUCUCUGUAUUUUAACUAACAAGCUCUUCUCAUUCUGUGGCAGCAGAAAAAAAUGUCAAGAAGUCAUUUGGGAUUUACUUAGUAGCAAAAAAAAUGCGUAAAAAUAAUAAUUUAAAAAAAAUAAAUGGCAGUUAUACAUAGUUAUAUAUUUGCUUUACACAUCAGUAUUAUAUCUCUUUCUGCCUCAAAAUAUUUGAGGCUUAAAUGAAUUUUAUUAUGACAUGCAUCCACUGUCGGGGGACGUAUGUUUGUUUCAGUCACAUUGAUUGGACGUUACCCUACAACAUAUGCUAUAUUUAAAAACUUCACUUUGCAGCUUGUUUCGUUUUUUUUUUUUUUUUUUUUUAAAUCGAAUAUACCCCAAUUGACGGUCAUUAACACUGCUGCAUUUUCCAGACAAGCAGAUUUUCCAUAAGGUAUGCUGUAUGCAACUCGUUUAUAUUAUUUUGUCGUGUAUAAUGUAUAGUAUUGUGGUGUCUAAAUAUAUUAUGUAAUGGAUAAAGAUUCAUUUCUGGAAAUAAAUGUCACUUGACUUGA
Xenopus laevis (African clawed frog) is the source of this 2051-nucleotide messenger RNA. It is a transcript of the gene hoxc13.S, whose product is annotated as homeobox C13 S homeolog. The record is from RefSeq and is a predicted model, not a curated record. Gene Ontology annotation, molecular function: DNA-binding transcription factor activity, RNA polymerase II-specific; DNA binding. Bases 86 to 1006 code for a protein of 306 amino acids. Gene Ontology annotation, biological process: regulation of DNA-templated transcription. NCBI's taxonomy places the organism in Eukaryota, Metazoa, Chordata, Amphibia, Anura, Pipidae. The transcript is spliced from 2 exons. Gene Ontology annotation, cellular component: nucleus.